This is a messenger RNA of Lecanosticta acicola, 1214 nucleotides long. The record is from the annotation of a GenBank genome assembly. Lineage: Eukaryota; Fungi; Ascomycota; Dothideomycetes; Mycosphaerellales; Mycosphaerellaceae.
AUGGAGCAAUGCAAUUCCAAGAGAGUUUCUGGCGAUUCAAUCACACAACCUGAACCGGCGCAUCUGUCCGGCCACGGCGAGGAAGAAGCAGCGGAAGAAGAAGCAGAAGAAGACGAAGAAGGCAACGAACGAGAAGCGACAGAAUUGCGACCUACCAACAGAAGACCGGCGAGAAUCAUCUCUCCCGGUACAGACUCGGAGAAAUGGCACCAUCCGUUCCAAAAGUUCUGGAGACACCACGUGCAGGUGUCGGUGGCACAUGUCGACUGCAGAGAUCAUUUGGGUAAGUCACUUCGUAAGAAGCGUUCCCGAGAGUAUGAGUGUUGCUUUCUCGAGAGCCUGGGAGCCGUGUGAUCCAAAGCGCAGACUUUUGUCGUGUCUGCUAGGCGCCAAUCGUUGGUGAAGCGAGUCGGUGCCGGCGAGAGCACCCACCUUUGGGCCACGAUGGAACCCCGAGUACUGCGCCAGCAGGCUUCGUGCAUCCAUGCUACGUACGGCAUAAGGAUGAAAGAUUCGGAUUGAGACUUCCGCAACCCAGGCACCUGCUCUCGAAGCGACGUCGGUAUGCCCGCGUAGGGAUCAGCGACCUUGUACCGAAGCAACAGGAUGGAUUCGCAGCGCAGCCCGCUCCACAAUAUGCAUAGCGAUCGCGGAGCUUCUUCUCGAAGCACUGUCGGUAUGCCCGCGUACGGCCGCAGAGGACAGCGACCUUCUGUUGGAGUAUUAUUAAUCUAGUCUCGUUCGCAAGCACUUCGGUACAGUGUUCGGAAACGUGCGCUGAUCAGACACUUUCCAACAGCAAACGAACGCACCUUCCUCGGAUACGUUAGGACAUCCGUAGCCCUGUCGGUGACGGGCACCAUCAUGGCACAGCUCUGGCGACUGCAGCAUUCAACAUCACCGGAUCCUGUCUUCGGCUACUUCGCCGUGAGCAAGCCACUCUCCGCGAUACUGCAAGCCUCUGCGCUGGGCGUCACCCUUGUCGGCACGGCCCGGUACUUCAAACAGCAGUCAUUGAUGACAAAGGGUAGAAUCCAGGCGGGCGGCUGGGAAAUCCUUGUCAUCAUGAUCGGAGUCGGACUGGUAAGUUGCAUGAGAAGGUGCUGAAGGAUGUGCGCGAAGCUAAUUGCUUUUCCCGUGUCACAUAGCUGGUGCUCACGCUCCUUGUCGUACACGUCGGUAUCGCAAUUUUCAAAGACGUCCACCACGAGUGA